Messenger RNA from Enhydra lutris kenyoni (northern sea otter), 1011 nucleotides. Its product is annotated as gametogenetin-binding protein 1-like. The transcript has 6 exons. Lineage: Eukaryota; Metazoa; Chordata; Mammalia; Carnivora; Mustelidae. The coding region runs from base 1 to 1011 and encodes 336 amino acids. The record is from RefSeq and is a predicted model, not a curated record.
AUGGAGGCCCCAGGUCCAACCCCUCAGUCCCGAAUUUUGGGCCACUCCUCCAUGUUCCUUUUUUUCCGUAGUCUGGUGGGGAGCAGGGGCAGCCCCAAGAGCUCGGACAAGGGCCUGAUGCGGAGUCGGCCAUGCCCCUCCCAGGAGCAAAGCACCACCCCUCUGAUGAGGAACCGCCAGGGAGGAGCGGGGAGGAAGGAGCCAAGGCAGCCAGCCGCACUGCCCUACAUGCUCUCUGUGGCCUUGCCAUGGCAUGAUCCCUUGGGGCUAGGGAUGGGGGACACAGGGGCCCAGAACCCCACCCCAAAGGAGGUCCUGAGGGUGGCAGCCCAGGGUGGAGAGGUGAAGCCCAUCCUGUCCAGGGGAAGCCAGGAGGUGCUGGGCAACGUGUCCAAGAAGGAAAAAAGAGAAGAGAAGGAGGCAGUAGGGGAGGCCUCCGGGGAUACAAGGACCUCAGACAGGGGCCACUUUGCCCAAGCCUUGGAGGUGAAACAAGGAUGCCCACAGAGGGCCAUGGGGCCACCGGAGGUCAGCCCCAAGACCUUCACCAGGGAGGAGGAGAAGGAGUGUCUGCUGGACGGAGACUUCAGGCUGGCCUCCUCGAAGGUGGGGGCAACUCCUUGGAACCGCCUCCUCACCUUGUACAAGCAGCUUCAGAAAUCAGCCAUGGCCAAGUUUCCUCUCAAGGAAGGCUUGCCUGAUGAGAAAAACAAGGAAAAGGAAAUGGAGGUAGAGGACAGGUCAUUCAAGCUCUGUGUCCCAGGCAUUGUCACCCUGCAGUCACCGCUGCAUAAGACUUUCAGGUCAACAGACACAGUGGGUUUCGUGGAGUCGGAGUUAAAGAAGCUUCUGGCAGUGCAGCGGGACUCCCGCCUCUGGAAGGUGGGCAGCCAUGAUGGCCAGGAGCUGCUGACCAAGCCAGAGAUCACCCUGGAGGACGCGGGCAUUGUGGACGGUCAGCACUUGCUCCUGGAGGAGAUGGACGAGCUGGGGAACUGGCCCCCCGAGUGA